UGAAGAACAGCAAGGAUGGGAGGAUUCUGUGCAAAGAGCAAUAAGGUUGAUCCCGAGCUCGAAAUAGCUCAGGAGGAGAUUGAUACUGCAGAAAAUGAAGAUGCAAUGUCACUGAAGGAUUUUGAUCCGCAAGUGGAGGAGGAGCCACCAGGAAAACUGCGGCAAAUAUGUAUUUUCCCUCCACAAGGCAUAUUUGCUGAAAUCGUAACAAAUGUAGCAGCAGCAGCACUGAUCUGGGCUGUGAUCUGGGCUGUUAUAGGCAAGGAGUGUCUUCCUGGUGGAAAUGUCUUUGGACUUUUGUUCCUCUUCUUUUGUUCUUUACUUGGUGGUAAAAUUAUGGAGUCCAUUAGAGUACCUGGCUUGCCUCCACUGCCUCGUCUUCUUGGGAUGCUGCUCGCUGGGUUUCUCAUCAGGAAUGUCCCGUACACCAGUAAGCUAGUCCAGAUCAAUGUGAAAUGGGGAGCUGCCCUGCGAAACAUUGCCCUCUCCAUUAUCUUGGCUCUUGCUGGUCUUGGCCUUGACCCAAAGGCUCUGAAUAAGUUGAAAGCGAUCUGUUUCAGACUAAGCUUUGGUCCUUGCCUCACUGAAGCAUGUGCAGCAGCUGUCCUGUCUCACUAUAUCAUGGAGCUGCCAUGGGAAUGGGGGUUUAUGUUAGGGUUUGUUCUAGGUGCUGUGUCUCCUGCUAUCGUUGUCCUUUCAUUGCUGAUGCUGCAAUCCAGAGGAUAUGGUGUCGAUAAAGGCAUUCCUACCUUGCUAAUAGCUGCUGCCAGCCUGGAUGAUAUCGUGGCCAUUACAGGAUUCAACACCUUCUUGGGCAUAGCCUUUUCCACAGGCUCUGUCUUCAAGAGUAUCCUCCGUGGUUUAAUAGAAGUUGUACUCGGUGCAGGAGCUGGUGGCCUUCUGGGAAUUUUUAUUUGGUACUUUCCAAGCAAGGAUCAGGCAUAUGUUGGGUGGAAGAGAGCAUUCUUUGUGUUGGGUCUCUCUGCGUUUACUCUUUUGGGCAGCAAGCAGUUUGGCUUUCCUGGAUCUGGAGGCCUCUGCACAAUUGUCUUGUCAUUUCUGGCUGGGCUGAGGUGGUCUGUGGAAAAGAAAGCAGUGGAAGAGAUUGUUAGAAUUGCCUGGCAAUUUUUCCAACCCUUUCUGUUUGGUUUAAUCGGAGCUGAAAUAUCCGUUGUCUCUCUUGGACCAAAAAUGGUUGGGUUUUGUCUGAUCACAAUGUGUUUGGCUCUCAUGAUACGAGUUACUGCUACGUUCCUGUUGGUGAGUUUCGCUGGCUUGAACUUCAAAGAGAAAACGUUUAUCGCACUGGCAUGGGUCCCCAAAGCAACUGUCCAGGCUGCAAUUGGUUCUGUUGGUUUAGAUACAGCCCGAGAGCUGAAGGAUCCAGUCCUGGAACAUUAUGGCCUGACCAUCUUGACAAUAGCUUUCCUGGGAAUCCUGUUAACAGCUCCAACUGGAGCUCUGGUCAUUGGCCUGGCAGGACCCAGACUCCUUCACAAGACUGACAUGGGCGAUGAAGAUGAGAAAAGAGCAACUUCGCCAAUAUAGGAAAGUGUCAGCGAAUACCUAAAUCGGUACUCCAGGCUUCUAAGAAAUCACGGUGCCCUAUAGUGGCAUACAGUUGUCUGAAAUCCCAUGUGGAAUGCAUUGUAGGUCCUGCUAAAACAGCAACCCAAGUAGAGGAGAACAUAGUUACAUUAAAUCAGCAUCCAGGUGUUCCUUCAUCCUUCACACAGGAAUUUUGGAUGACUGCAGCCACAAGUGGAGUAGAUCAUUGGCCUGGACAAAUGCCAACAGGGUGUGAGAAAGCAUUUAGGGUGGCUCCAUGAAGUGUCACUGGAGGUUUAUACGGUGGUCUCAGCAGAAAGACAUGCCAGAAGCGCCAAUCCCAGCAGUAAAUAAUCAAGAGAAAGUUCAUAGACUUUACAACCGAUGGUCAAAGUUCCCAAUGGCUUUUUUUCAGUAGCCAAAGGCAGUUAGUUAUGUUCUGGCAAUAGAUGUGCAGUCUUUGGAACCACCCAGGGAGAGUGAUGUUUCUUU
Lacerta agilis (Sand lizard) is the source of this 2040-nucleotide messenger RNA. Its product is annotated as sodium/hydrogen exchanger 9B2-like. Gene Ontology annotation, molecular function: antiporter activity. Gene Ontology annotation, cellular component: membrane. The record is from RefSeq and is a predicted model, not a curated record. The transcript is spliced from 11 exons. Bases 16 to 1548 code for a protein of 510 amino acids. NCBI's taxonomy places the organism in Eukaryota, Metazoa, Chordata, Lepidosauria, Squamata, Lacertidae. Gene Ontology annotation, biological process: proton transmembrane transport.